UUUUUUUUUGCAAGUGAAAGUGAUGUUGAGAGUUGAAAAGGGAGAGUUUAAACGUGGCACUGUCCUUUUAAGACGAGUGUCCCUCCCCGGGUUGAAGGUUUGACGGAGCCGCUGCCUCUGGCAUCCUCAUUGGUCUGGCUGAUGACAACAAGCUGUUUGAAAAAGGUGUAGCCACGGCCACCAAGGAAAUAGUGAACCUUGCACUUUAUAACAAAUCAAUCUGGCGUAGACGAGAACAGUGGUUAUCGCCGUGAACAGGAAACAUUACUGCAUGGACGCUCAAGUCCCAACAUGCCCAAGUACAGCAGGCAGCAGGUGUCCCUUGAAGAUUGGCCCGUCUAAUAAAUGAGAAAAAAGAAAUGUGUUGGGAUUUCAAUUGAACACCUUCCCAAAACAAGGUCCUCCGAGAGAAGAGGUGUGAGAUGGAGAGAGAGAAGAAGAAGAAGAGGGAAUGGAGGAGAGGAAGUGGACAAGAGAAAGCGGAGGGUGAGAAUCGAGUCGGUGGUGGAACCAUGGAGACGGGACAUGAUCCUCUUGAUCAGAUGAGGAAUAAGACUGUCAACUUUCCCAUAGAUAAGAUGACCCACCAUCUUGGAGAGGAACUGUCACUUAGCGAAGGACAGACAGAGGGAGAAACUGACAGUGUGUCUCAAGUUAGAAACAAAGAAGAAAUGGGAAUCCAAACGGGGACGGAGAAGAUGGACGAAAUGAAUAAAGGACUGAUAACAGUUACAGACCGAGAUAAAGAUGACGACCCUGUCUCCAUCCCUCCUGCUCCCUCCAUCCCUCCUGCUCCCUCCAUCCCUCCUGCUCCCUCCAUCUCUCCUGCUCCCUCCAUCUCUCCUCCUCUCUCCAUUUCCACCUUCUCAUCCCCCUCUCCCUCCUUCCUGCCUCCUCUCUCCUCCUCGUUCUCUCCCGUCCCGUCCCUCACCCCUCCCCUUCCCCCGUCAGUAGAGCUGUGUGCGGUGCUCACCGACACUAGACUGACUCUGGAUGUAUACCAGGGCGGGACUGCUGUGCUCCAGGUACUGUGGGUGUCUGUCCCUGGGCAGCUGAGGGGCCUGCAGUACCUCCGACUGGGCUCGGAGGACAAGGGGGCGCUAGAGGGAGCCCUGGAGGUCCUACCGCACCUCACACAGCUACGCUCACUGGCUAUUAGAGGGCACUGUUUCCAUGACGCCCAUGGUGACCCCCUCCCCGGCCUCCUCACCUCUCUUCCUCCCUCUCUCUCAUCCCUUUCUCUCCUUGUCCACCUGGACCUCUCCUUCAACCUCCUCUCCUCCUUCCCUCCCUGCCUCCUCACCCUCCCCCUCCUCUCCACCCUCCUCCUGGGUCACAACCACCUCACUGAUCUCCCCCCCUCCUUCGGUCCUCUCCCUGCCCUCCGCUACCUCUCUCUCCUGGGGAACUGUCUGGCCUCUCUCCCCCCCAGCCUGGGCCAGCUGAAGAGCCUCCGCACCCUGGAUGUCUCCAAUAACCUCCUGGAGACAUUACCUGAGGAGAUCGGUGCGCUGGAGGAGCUGGUUAAACUGGAGCUGUCACACAACAGGCUAAAGAGGCUGCCUGAGACCAUGGGCUGUCUCCUGUCUCUCAGGGACCUGGUGAUCCACAGUAAUGACCUGCGUUUUCUCCCAGCCUGUCUCUGUCUGGACAAACUGGAUAAGUUAAAGGUAGAUGUAAGGAACAACCCCCUGGGAAGACCCCCAACCCCUCCACCACUACCACCCACACCUGACCAGGUGGAAACCGGCAUCCCAGAGCUACACCUUGGACCGAAUCGACACAGGUUCUGUGUGUCGUCUGCUGGUUGUCAUGUGUUCCUCCCAGGGGGAGCGGAGCUACUGUUUCCCUCGGGUUGCCUAGCGACGACCACCACGCUGCAGUGGGCGGAGCGUAUGCCAGACAGGAAAUGGGUGUGGCUAGAGGAGCAUGACUUCCUGCUGAGUCGAUCACUGGAACUCCUCCCACACAGGAUCUCCUUCUUAAAGCCAGUGGAGGUGUGUGUACCGUACCACCGGUCCAGGAGAGGGGAGGUGGUAGUGAGGAGGUUUGAUGGACAUCAGUGGAGUACACUAUCCACUGAGACCAGAAGGGGCAGUAUAGGACACAGCAGCCACCCCGGAGGACGACCUGCCAGGCUGGCCUGCGUCUCAGUGAGACAAUUCUCCUGGUUUGUGGCAGUGGGUCGUCCAGUCAGGGACAGUUGCUCUGUGACACCAGAGGGGGCGCUGUUGGUGUCACGUACAGACGGAGGGAUCAAACUGACAUUCCCCCCGGACUGCACUGUUCAGACACGCACCAUCACUCUACAGGUGUUACAGGUGUCUGUCACUGAGGUCCAGACGUUGUGUGGAGACCCUCAGGCCAAAGUCAGUCCCCUCCUCUGUCUCUCUCAAGACCCCAGCAUCCAAUUCCUCCAGCCAAUCAAGGUGCAGGUCCCUCUGCCGACUGGACUCACUGGUCAUACAGUAGAUCUGUCCUGUCUCCACCUGCUUCAUGGAGACCCCAGCGCCCACACCUGGACAGACAUAACCUCACAGGUGUCCCUCUACGUCACACAGCUCUACGCUGUCUUCUACAUCACCCACUUCUCCUGGUACUGGCUGUGGUACACUACCCAGCGCUGUGUUAGCGGUGUGGUCCGUAGGGUCUAUCAGAGACUGAAGCAGUUUCAGGUCCAGUUCCUGGUGCUACAGAGGAGAACAGACCCCAAACAGGUUCUGCUACAGUGCCUGCCUGCUGACAAGGUGGACAACAGAGUGCAGUCUCUGUCAGAGCAGUACGAUGGCCCACAACCCUCAGACCUCUGUGACCUGUUGGAGGGAGAGCAGUUCUUCGCUGGCUUCGAGAGGGGCCUAGACGUCAGCGCAGACAGACCAGACUGUGCGGAAGGGAGGCUGUCGUUUGUCUUCUACUCUCGGUUGAAGAAUCUCAAAGAGGUGUACGUCUGUCCUACACAGAAGCAGGAGGGGUCAAUCAGGGGCCAGGUGUCUUUCUAUCGAGGGGAGGUUCCCAGUGACAUACCACAGGAAGUGGCCAGGAAAAGGAAAGGACACGACAGCCAAUGGCUGGCCACCUUACCACUCAGACUUCCUGGCCUGAACUCAGAGGGUGGUAGUAAUGGUAUGGACUGGGAGCAGCCCCAGUACCCUCCGCUGAACCUGGGAGACCCAGAGAGCGGGUAUCUGACUGAGGCUAACCUGCUGGCCAUCUCCCUGCAGAUCGGACAGGACUGGAGGUCCAUCGGUAUCAACCUGGGAAUCAGCUACCAGGAGCUGGACCGCAUACAGUACAAAUACAGAGACAACCUAGGGGCCCUGGUGUUGGAGAUGCUGUUCCACUGGGCCCGGGGUCAGCAGCAGGAGGGUGUUGGGUCACGUCCCGCUGGAGGUCCAGGCCAGCAGGAUAUUGGUGCAGUGCCCAGGUUGGUAGAUGCCAUGGUGGAGAGCGGCAGGAGGGACCUGGCUGAGGAGAUUAAAGACAUAGUGAGGCUUGGAACCCGGAAGUAUAAUGAGUCACUGAGGAGGGUGGGCCUAGAAGAGGAAGAGAAGAGGCCUUCCACAGACACAGAUCCCUCACCGUCACACUGAACCAACUGACAGAGGAAGUAUAAUGAGUCACUGAGAAGAGUGGGGUUACAGGAAGAGACCAGCUCAUCUUCACACUGAGGAAGAGGGGGGUUACAGGAAGAGGAGAUGACUGAAGUCAGUAAAACACUGGGGUUUAAAGUAACUGUUUCUAUGAAAUGUGACCUAUAAUUAAUUACGAUAUGAGUGAAAUAGUCUUCCUUCUAAAUAGUUUUAUUUAAAUAUGUUAAAAAGCAACUUUUCUGUGUUGUAAUGGUGUGGGCGUAUAUGGUCAUUGAAAAUAUUCACGUAAGUAGAACGCUGAUUGGAUAUAGCAAGCAUUUUUUAAACUUUCUGUUUUUAGAUACAAGUUUAAAGUGGGUUUUUUAAAGUGUUUUGUCUCCAAUUUAUGCUCUGGCCACAAAUACGAGUAUUGAAUAAGUCAACAACAUUAUUUGGGUAUGAGUUAACAGAAUAUGGACUUUUAAAUUUGAGAUUUUCACUGGACAGUUACUUGAAUCCCAUGGAAAGCCUCAGGCCGGACCAACCGGUUCUGCAGUGGAAAGCCUCAGGCCAGACCAACCGGUUCUGCAGUGGAAAGCCUCAGGCCGGACCAACCGGUUCUGCAGUGGAAAGCCUCAGGCCGGACCGACCGGUACUGCAGUGGAAAGCUUUAGGCCGGACCGACCGGUACUGCAGUGGAAAGCUUUAGACCGGACCGACCGGUACCGCAGUGGAAAGCUUUAGGCCAGACCGACCGGUACUGCAGUGGAAAGCCUCAGGCCGGACCGACCGGUACUGCAGUGGAAAGCUUUAGGCCGGACCGACCGGUACCGCAGUGGAAAGCUUUAGGCCGGACCGACCGGUACUGUAGUGGAAAGCCUCAGGCCGGACCGGCCGGACCAACCGGUACUGCAGUGGAAAGCCUCAGGCCGGACCAACCGGUUCUGCAGUAGAAAGCCUCAGGCCAGACCGACCGGUUCUGCAGUGGAAAGCCUCAGGCCGGACCGACCGGUACUGCAGUGGAAAGCCUCAGGCCGGACCGACCGGUUCUGCAGUGGAAAGCCUCAGGCCGGACCAACCGGUUCUGCAUUAGAGACAUGGACAAACUGAGCUGAGAACAUCAGCUGUAGAGAGACAUGGACUAUUUCAGUUGUUUGUUCCAGCCCUGCUCAGCUGCAGAGAUGGUGGCUCCACACUAGGUACAGAUGGCCGUCUUACACUUGACUAACUUGAACACCCGCCAUGUGUGGUACGGUCUGGAUGGUGUGUACCAUCACCCAGCCGCCAGCCAUUCAGCUGCUCUAAUGGAGGCUGUUAGAACUGUAGCACAGAGAGGAAGGAAAACAACACAUGCUGCUGACAAGGAUGGGGUCAAUGUCAAUUCCAGUUCAUUCAGGAAGCACACUGAAAUUAUUAUUCUCUUUUUAAGUUUUCAAUUAGCAAAAUGUGGAAUUUGAAUUUUUGUUUACUUUCUGAAUUGACUAGAAUUGAAAUUAAAUUGACACCAAACCUGUUUGUUGGACUGGUGUUUUAUUCAAAUCCUGGCACCUCUAUUGAACAGUGUGUUCUUGACUUGCUGAUAAACAGACAGAUGAAGGAAUGGACUCAUCACUCUUGUGUUCUAGUCCUGUUAUUUGUGGCAUAAUUCCUGUCAGAUAUACAAUAUACACCUGUUGAAAUCACCAGAGGAGGUCUUUGUAAACCUCCUGUUGCCUCUGAGCUGAACUGUGAAGUGAUUCAUUUGUGAUGUUAUGAAACAGUGCCUUGCAAAAGUAUUCAUCCCCCUUAGCAUUUUUCCUAUUUUGUUGCAUUACAACCUGUAAUUUAAAUGGAUUUUUAUUUGGAUUUCAUGUAAUGGACAUACACAAAAUAGUUCAAAUUGGUGAAGUGAAUUCAAAAAAAGAACUUGUUUAAAAAAAAUCUAAAUCUAAAUGAUUAAAAAUGGAAAAGUGGUGCCUGCAUAUGUAUUCACCCUCUUUGCUAUGAAGCCCCUAAAUAUGAUCUGGUGCAACCAAUUACCUUCAGAAGUCACAGAAGCACCAUUAAAUCCAUUAUUAACAAAUGGAAAUAAUAUGGCACUACAACAAACCUGCCAAGAGAUGGCUGCCCACCAAAACUCACGGACCGGACAAGGAAGGCAUUAAUCAGAGAGGCAACAAAGAUAACCCCGGAGGAGCUGCAAAGCUCCACAGUGAAGAGUAUCUGUCCAUAGGACCACUUUAAGUGGACCACUCCAUAGAGCUGGGCUUUACGGAAAAGUGUCCAGAAAAAAGCCAUUGCUUGAAGAAAAAAAUAAGCAAACACGUUUGGUGUUCGCCAAAAGGCAUGUGGGAGACUCCCCAAACAUAUGGAAGAAAGUACUCUGGUCAGAUGAGACUAAAAUUGAGCUUUUUGUCCAUCAAGGAAAACGCUAUGUCUGGCGCAAACCCAACAUCUGUCAUCACCCCGAGAACCUCAUCCCCAGUGAAGCAUGGUGGUGGAAGCAUCAUGCUGUGGGGAUGUUUUUCAUCAGCACGGACUGGGACACUGGUCGCUCUGGAUAAGAGCGUCUGCUAAAUGACUUAAAUGUAAAUGUAAUGUAAAUGGUCAGAAUUGAAGGAAUGAUGGAUGGUGCUAAAUAUAGGGAAAUUCUUGAGGGAAACCUGUUUCAGUAUUCCAGAGAUUUGAGACUGGGACGGAGGUUCACCUUUCAGCAGGACAAUGACCCUAAGCAUACUGCUAAAGCAACACUCGAGUGGUUUAAGGGGAAACAUUUAAAUGUCUUGGAAUGGCCUAGUCAAAGCCCAUACCUCAAUCCAAUUGAGAAUCUGUGGUAUGACUUAAAGAUUGCUGUACACCAGCGGAACCCAUCCAACUUGAAGGAGCUGGAGCAGCUUUGCCUGGAAGAAUGGGCAGAAAUCCCAGUGGCUAGAUGUGCCAAGCUUAUAGAGACAUACCCCAAGAGACUUGCAGCUGUAAUUGCUGCAAAAGGUGUCUACAAAGUAUUGGCUUUGGGGGGGUGAAUAGUUAUGCACCCUUAAGUUCUGUUUUUCUUGUCUCAUUUCUAGUUUGUUUCACAAUAAAACAUAUUUUUCAUCUUCAAAGUGGUAGACAUGUUGUGUAAAUCAAAUGAUACAAACCCCCCCCCAAAAAAAUUGUUUUUAUUUUAAUUCCAGGUUGUAAGGCAACAAAAUAGGAAAAAUGCCAAGGGGGGUGAAUACUUUCGCAAGUCACUGUAUGCCUAAGAGUUGUGUAUGAGUUGUGUACGAGAUGUGUACGAGAUGUGUAUGAGUUGUGUACGAGAUGUGUAUGAGUUGUGUACGAGUUGUGUACGAGAUGUGUAUGAGUUGUGUACGAGAUGUGUACGAGUUGUGUACGAGAUGUGUAUGAGUUGUGUACGAGAUGUGUAUGAGUUGUGUACGAGAUGUGUUCGAGAUGUGUAUGAGUUGUGUACGACGUGGUCCCGUGUGGCUCAGUUGGUAGAGCAUGGCGCUUGCAACGCCAGGGUUGUGGGUUCAUUCCCCACGGGGGGACCAGGAUGAAUAUGUAUGAACUUUCCAAUUUGUAAGUCGCUCUGGAUAAGAGCGUCUGCUAAAUGACUUAAAUGUAAUGUAAUGUACGAGAUGUGUACGAGAUGUGUACGAGAUGUGUACGAGAUGUGUAUGAGUUGUGUACGAGAUGUGUAUGAGUUGUGUAUACCUCUACCUGGUUUAUAUGUAUUUGUACUCACAUGUUCUGUAAGUAAACCACGAUGAUGA
Salvelinus fontinalis (brook trout) is the source of this 7306-nucleotide messenger RNA. It is a transcript of the gene pidd1, whose product is annotated as p53-induced death domain protein 1. The coding region runs from base 423 to 3590 and encodes 1055 amino acids. Gene Ontology annotation, molecular function: protein binding. Lineage: Eukaryota; Metazoa; Chordata; Actinopteri; Salmoniformes; Salmonidae. Gene Ontology annotation, biological process: DNA damage response; signal transduction; apoptotic process. The transcript is spliced from 16 exons. The record is from RefSeq and is a predicted model, not a curated record.